Messenger RNA from Clarias gariepinus (North African catfish), 1325 nucleotides. RefSeq names its product 5-hydroxytryptamine receptor 7. Gene Ontology annotation, biological process: vasoconstriction; chemical synaptic transmission; circadian rhythm. Lineage: Eukaryota; Metazoa; Chordata; Actinopteri; Siluriformes; Clariidae. The transcript has 2 exons. Gene Ontology annotation, cellular component: plasma membrane; dendrite. Gene Ontology annotation, molecular function: G protein-coupled serotonin receptor activity; neurotransmitter receptor activity. The record is from RefSeq and is a predicted model, not a curated record. The coding region runs from base 19 to 1170 and encodes 383 amino acids.
AAUCUGUAGGAGCUUGUGAUGUCCGACUGGAGCUCUGAGAUGCUGGAGCUGCGCUUAAUGAAGAGCCAGACAGAACCAACAACUCCAUCUACUUCGAGUUUUCUGGGUAAUAAGACCAGCUGUGCCGAGCAACUUCUGCGCUAUGGGAAUACUGAGAAAGUGCUGAUCGGAGGAGUGCUGAUGAUGCUCACUGUUUCCACCGUGUGUGGGAAUUUACUGCUGGUCCUGUCAGUGUGUUUAGUAAAGAAGCUGAAGCAGCCCUCUAAUUACCUGAUUGUGUCUUUGGCUGUGGCAGACCUGGCUGUGGCUGUGGCUGUCAUGCCUUUCGUUAGCAUCACUGACCUUAUAGGAGGACACUGGGUCUUUGGUCAGCUCUUCUGCAAUGUCUUCAUUGCCAUGGAUGUGAUGUGCUGCACAGCGUCAAUCCUCACCCUGUGUGUGAUCAGUAUAGACAGGUAUCUUGGCAUAUCGAAGCCGCUGACCUAUCCUGUGAGGCGAAGUGGAAAGUGUAUGGCAAAAAUAGUGUUGCUUGUGUGGCUGCUUUCUGCCUCCAUCACGCUGCCUCCAUUGUUUGGCUGGGCUCAGAACGUCAACGAUGAUAACAUGUGCCUGAUCAGCCAGGACCUGGGAUACACUAUUUAUUCUACAGCUGUGGCCUUCUACAUUCCCAUGUGUGUCAUGCUGAUCAUGUAUUUCCGGAUUUACCAAGCAGUCAAAAUCAGUGUGGCAAAGCACUCCAUUACAUUCCCCCCAAGAACUGAUGAUGGUGUGAACUAUGUCUCUGCUGUUUUGAACUUGCAGACGGAGGUGAAGGAGUGUGCAAGUUUCGCACGACUCCUGAGAACCGACCGCAUCUUCAAGCGUGAGCAGAAGGCGGCAACCACAUUGGGAGUUAUGGUGGGGGCAUUCAGUGUGUGCUGGCUGCCUUUCUUUCUGCUCUCCACGUUGCGGCCCUUUGUCUGUGGUGUGCACUGUAGUUGCGUCCCCUUGUGGCUGGAGAGAACCCUGCUGUGGCUGGGCUAUGCCAACUCGCUCAUUAAUCCCAUUAUAAACACAUUCUUCAACCGAGACCUCAGGACCACCUACCAGAACCUCAUUUACAGAAACUUCAACCGCAAACACUCGACAGCUAGCAUGCAGGAAACACUAAAGCUGCAAAGCCACACGUGAUGUAGUGAUAAAGAUGGGAUUGGGAAUUGAUUUCACAAAAUAGAACUGGGGUGAUGUGGCGCUUAGAACAUAUUUAGAAGCUUGUUAAUAAAUUUACUCAAGUGUUGCUUUAUUCCACCAUUUAAUACUUGCUACUGGUGCAAACAUUCAAUGAA